Molecule: messenger RNA, 1359 nt
Organism: Teleopsis dalmanni
Lineage: Eukaryota; Metazoa; Arthropoda; Insecta; Diptera; Diopsidae
Exons: 9
Coding region: 73-1221 (382 amino acids)
Molecular function (GO): protein binding
Source: RefSeq, a predicted model, not a curated record
GUUAGCAAAAAUUUUAAACAAUUAAAGACUCAAUUAACGACUUUUAGAAAUUGUUUUAUUAAGGCAAUCACAAUGAAUUAUCUUAUCACACGUGGCAGAGUACGUGGUCAAGUUAUUGAUGUACCCGAUGGAUUACCGGAAUUGUUGUCUGAUAUAACGCGCGAAGUCUUACGCUGUCAACCGACUACAGAAUGUCUCUGUCAAUUUAUAAUUGAUUAUUUAACGUCUGUUAUCCGAACACGUGAAAAGGCGCACAUUGCAAAAGCUAUUAUUGACCGUGCUUUACGUGAGGUCGAUGAAAUAAUUGGCGAUUUGUGCAUUUGUGAUAUACCGGAAGAUAAAGGUGAGAAGUUAUGUUUAGCAAUGGAGGAUUGUUUCAAACGUUUCCUUGAAAAACAACGCUGUGAAAGAGGUCGAGAACGUGAUGUGAUUAAGUUUUAUGACGAUGAUAUGUUAGAUGAGUUGAUACGUCGUUGUAGAUUUUCGGAUGAGGAACUUAAGAUAUCACGACCUGUUAUCGAAGAUGCUUAUAAUCGUUUCGUGCAAGCGUAUUUGAACGCAUCAAAGAGUGCAGAUGGAUCUGACUUGUUAUAUCAAUACUUUAUGGCACGUGAAAUAAAGCGCAGAGAAGAACUAAAGAGAGAAAAGGCCGCAAUCGCUAUACAGGCCACAUACCGAGGUUACAGGGUGCGCAAGCAAAUAAAAGAAGAGUUAUUAUUACUUCAGCGUCAAAAAGAAAGAGAGGAACAAGAAGCAGCUGCUAAAAUCAUACAAAGAUUUUAUCGUAGAAAAUUCGGAAGACCAGAUUAUGAACCGGAGGAAAUGGAGAUGGAAUCAUCAAUUAUUUGCACGCCUUCUUCAGAAGUAUCUUUAGGCACCAAGUUUGCUACGGUGCCAGUGACACCUCCAGAGUUGAAGGAAGGAGAGGAAGAACAGUUAGAAGACAAAGAGAAAACGGAACCAGAAGAAGAAAAGCCUGAAUCUGAAAUUAUGCCAUCACGUAUUGGUGAAGUGAAAGACGAAUUUGAAGAAAAUAAGGCACAAUUCCAACAAGAGCUACAAGCCCAAGCUCCUGAACCUAUUGAAGAAAAUGAGAAUGUUAACGAUGCACAACCUGUUGAGGUAAUCGAAGAACCUCCAGCCGCAGAAGUUGCCGCUGGUGAACCUCCUGCCGCCCAGGAAGAAGCUCCUGCUGCACCAGACGCUCCUGCCCCAGAAUAAUAAGGUUGAGCAAUUAAUAAUGAGCAAUGGAAAUGCAGAAUUUUUUAAAACACCUAUUUUUAUUGGUUAAUAUUAAAUGAAUAUAUUUAAUAUAUAAUUUUUGCUAUAAUUCGGAAUAAAAACUGAGUUGAAAUUUAA